This is a messenger RNA of Sphaeroforma arctica JP610, 140 nucleotides long. RefSeq lists its product as hypothetical. The transcript has 2 exons. The record is from RefSeq and is a predicted model, not a curated record. The annotation marks the transcript as partial. Lineage: Eukaryota; Ichthyosporea; Ichthyophonida. Gene Ontology annotation, biological process: autophagy.
AUGAGUAACCAGCAAAUGGCUGUGUUGGCUCGGUUUGUGUCGUUCAUCGCGGGGUCUUUUGUGGCUGUGCUGAUGGUCUUGACACUGAUUGACGAGGACUUCCUGAAUGUCCACGUGACGCCCGACCGCAGUGUGCUGUG